AAUGCGUCAUAAUUCGUGGCUUGGAGGUGCUGGAGCAGUAUAUUUCACUUGAUGCAUUCUGCUAAUUCUCGGAUAUAAAAAUAGAAAUUUGAUCUGAAUUAUUAAUAGCAGAAUGUUUGAAAACAGAAGUCAUGUUACUUAUUGUGGAUGUUUUAUCAUUAGUUGAUUACAUGAGGUUAUUUACUGGAGACUUAAAUUAUGUGGAAAUAUGGUUGAAAUUUGUGAAAAUACGUACAGCCUGGAAUAUCAUAUUGCGGAUGUAAGGCUUAGAAAUUAAUUUACAACUGAGUGGAAUAGCAUAAAUGUGAAUGGUAAAAUAAUAAUAUGAAUGUAAGGGAUGAUAAAUAUUUUGUGAUAUUAAAUUACAUUUAAUUGUGGUACUAUUAAAAUUUUAUUUUAGUGGAAUACAUUAUAUUAUGCAUAUGGGAAAUAUGUGUAAUAAAAAAAAAAGAGAUUGAAAUUUUAGACAAAAAAAUGUAUGCAUUUCGAUGGUAGAACCAAAUGUGGAUUUACUGAACUUUGUGAAUAAGACUGGUGGAUGACUUAUAUGAAAUUAUGAAUAGUUUUAGAUUAAAAAAAAAAUUCUGUGUCUGCAUUAAUUUUUUGUUAGCGAAAAAAAAAGCAGUUGACCUUACGAUAUAUAAUAAAGACCGAAGAAGGAAACAUUAUGGCAUUUUACGGGAGACAUAGAUUUACAUAUUUCCAUGAAAGAGACGUCUGUAUUGUCUAUUGAUACUGCCGUAACGUGAUAUAAGUCAACAAUGCGUUAUUCAGAAUUAUCGAAUAUGGAAAUUUGAAUGCUUUUGUGGAAUAAAUGUUCAGCUAUUGUUUAACUUUCUGCUAUGGUGUUUCAUAAAGUCAUUGUAUCAGUGCCGCCAGAAGCGGUUGCAUUCCUCGGUGCUGUUGCGGUAUUUCUCGUUCUCCUGAUCAUCUUCUUCCUGUAUCUGAACAAAGUGCUUUGCUUCUCUUCUUGCGGAGGAUUUCCGUGUCUUGACAAUAAGCCAAAGAAGAAGGAAUCCAGGUCAAAAGGGUUGGGAGCAGCGUAUGCUUAUGAAGAUGAGACGUCAAGUGACAGUGAUGAUGAAGUGCUCAAACGGUUCAAAUCGUCAAUGGAAGCCUCCUCCGCCAUCAAAAGGUCCGGUAGUCGAUACAGCCAAAAAGCCUCCGGAAGUCCAACCGCAUUGCCAAAAUCAAGGAGUAGGACCCCUGUUUCUACACCCAGCUCUGUUGAUAAAUCACAUGUGAUACAAUCAAGUGUGGAACGGGUAACCAUAGACAAUGAGACUGCUAAAAGAACAAGUCCGGAAAAAACACCCACACCCACCGGCCCUAGGGUUGGUAAGCUCAUUGACAUGGAUUCGCCCGUACAUCAAUCAUCUUCGCCCUCUAAAAGCUCCCCGGGGACAGAACCCCGCCCUUCAUCUAGGGAAUCAAUCAAAGAGGCCAGUGGGGCAAGCAGGGAGGGGAGUGCACCUCCAAGUCAGCCACGUAGUCCACCUCCUAGUGAACACGAAGGUGCAGAAUUACAAACGUCACUCACUGGCUCCUUAACAACUGGCUCUGCACACACACUAGAAGGAACACAAACUUUUAAUAACCAGGCCUAUGAUGGCGUUUCAGUAUCAGAGAGUGAACGUGUUACUGAUGAGCACAUGUUUGAUGUCAGUGACCUUCAGAAUGACGUUCCGUUAAUUUCAAAAUGUGGUAAUCUUGAAGUGACAUUUAAUUACAUUCCGUAUAAAUCACGAAUGGAAGUUACGAUUCAUCAAGCCCAAGAUAUACCUGCCAAAGAGCGGGGCGGUGCAAAUAAUACUCAAGUCAGGUUGUUGUUGUUGCCGACAAAGAAACAGCGGCAUAAAACAAAAGUGAAACAGGGAGAUAAUCCAGCAUUUGAGGAAACCUUUGUGUUCAAUAAAGUCUCCGAAGAGGAGGUCACAGGGUAUGGUAUUCGGUUUCGACUGUAUGGUGUUGAGCGUAUGCGUCGAGAACGAAUGAUUGGCGAAAGUAUUAUUGGGUUUGCAUCACUCACCCUCGAUGCCCCUUCAACACACUGGGUCAUAUUAGAGCCCAGAAGCAAUCUAAGUCAAGGUGAUUCCAAUGCGGAUGUUGCCAGUUUGUCUCGCAGCGACAGUGCUUCAUCUACGCAGUCAUUACAACAUGGCGGGAUGCCAGAACUUUUGUUGGGGCUCGCGUACAAUGGUACAACUGGUCGACUGUCAGUUGAAGUGAUCAAGGGAAGUAACUUCAGGAAUAUGGCUAUGAAUCGAGCUCCAGAUACGUAUGUAAAACUAACAUUGAUUGCUCCUAAUGGAAAAGAAGUAGCUCACAGCAAGACAUCCGUAAGACGUGGCCAACCAAACCCGCUAUUCAAAGAGACUUUCAUGUUCCAGGUGGCGCUGUUUCAGUUAGCAGACGUCACAUUAAUGGUGUCUGUAUACAACAAAAAGUCAAUGAAGAAGAAGGAAAUGAUAGGAUGGUUUGCUCUGGGAUUAAACAGUUCAGGGGAGGAAGAGAACUCUCAUUGGACAGACAUGCGAGAGAGCAAGGGAGAUAAUAUAUGCAGAUGGCAUGUGUUGCUUGAAUCCUAGUAGCCUCCCCUGGUUGUGCACAAGACGGUAGAAGGUGGAUUUCAGCUGUGAAUAGUGUGAAAUAAUCUAUAUGUAGCUAAGGAUGAAUUCGCUCUGAAAAAAUAAAUCAUUCCGUAGAAGCAUUUAGAUUGGGAUGGAUUUUUAUGUACAUUGUUAUUUAUAGCAUCCACCAUAGUGCAAGAAUUGAAACUUUGUUGUUUCAGAUCAUGUGCAUAUAAGAACGCUUAAAAAGGCCAUUUUAGACUAGUCAGAUAGAUAGCAUAGAUACGGAUGACUUGAAAUGUGAUAUGAUUCUGUUCUAUUUACAAACAACUAUUAGAAAAUUAUAGUCUGAUUCAAAAAGAUCAAUCCGGAGGAUUUAUCCAUAGAUAAUGUUGUUAUGUUAAAAGUGUUAAGAGGUUAUUAAACAACAAUUCAAUGUUCUGACAUCACAAUUAUUACGUCAUGGCGUCGAACGGCAUAGCGGCGUGCUGAAAAAGAAACCGAUUGAAAACGGGCAAAUAUUUAAUAAAUGCCAUCAAAGAUGUACUUUAAAGUCCUUGGUAACAUGUUAAAAUCAAAAUAAUAUAUAUCAUUUAGUGAUUUGCUCUUGAAUAAAAUCAUUGUUUGUCGUUCAGAUGCGUAUUAUUAUAUCACUCGGGCUAUGCCCUUGUGAUAUAAUUCCUUCGCAUCUGAACUCCAAAGUCCAAACAAUGAUUUAUUCAGUGACAAAUCACUAAAUGAGAUAUAUUAUUUCUUAAAUAGCCACUAUAAAUAGCCGUUAAUCUGACUUUCAGUAUAUUCAGUUGUUUAUAAUUAACUCUUAAAAAAAAUGGGACACCAAAAAGGUCAUU
Mercenaria mercenaria is the source of this 3421-nucleotide messenger RNA. Its product is annotated as synaptotagmin-14-like. Bases 843 to 2588 code for a protein of 581 amino acids. The transcript has 10 exons. NCBI's taxonomy places the organism in Eukaryota, Metazoa, Mollusca, Bivalvia, Venerida, Veneridae. The record is from RefSeq and is a predicted model, not a curated record.